Messenger RNA from Sarcophilus harrisii (Tasmanian devil), 7439 nucleotides. RefSeq names its product adenosine deaminase tRNA specific 1 (gene ADAT1). Lineage: Eukaryota; Metazoa; Chordata; Mammalia; Dasyuromorphia; Dasyuridae. The coding region runs from base 1536 to 3086 and encodes 516 amino acids. Gene Ontology annotation, biological process: RNA processing. Gene Ontology annotation, molecular function: adenosine deaminase activity; RNA binding. The record is from RefSeq and is a predicted model, not a curated record. The transcript is spliced from 10 exons.
CCCGGCCAGCCCAGACCGGAAGUCCUCUGUGUGAGGUACGCGGCGCUCAGCGGCCGGGGGAGCCUCGAGGGCCCACAGAUCAGGGGUACACCCGGCCCAGUGCCGCUUCCGGCCUGGCUCUUCCACCAGAACCAAAGAACGGACCGAGUUGAGUGCGGACUUGGAGUCCGGAAAAGCUGAGUCCGAAUCCAGCUCUCGACACUAAUAGGGGGCCCGUUGCCUAGUCACAGCCUAUGCGUUUUCUUACCUGUAAAGGGGGGAUAACGUCUCCCCCGGUCACUGAGUGGUGAAGCUCAAACGAGGAGGGGUGAAUGGGGGGUGUCCUGCUUCUGUGAGCCUGUGGAGGCUGAGGGUCAUAGUUUUGCUCCUGAUAGUUAAGGCUAUCCAGAAUUGGAACGAGUUGCCCCAAAAGGUAGCAUGCAUCUUCAGAUGCAAUCCGAUGACCAUUUACCCAGGGAUAAGUUACCGAGUCUAGACCCUUGAGGAUCAAAGAAUCAGUCUGUGGGAUUUGUAAAACAAGGUUAGAGUUAGAUAAGUAGUUUUUUCUUUUAUUUUAUUAAACCUUUCCUAAUUACGUUUUUAAAAUUUAAGUUCCCAAUUCCCUCCCUCCAUUCUCUUUUUUUGAGAAAGUAAGCGACUUUGCAUCAAUUAUAUAACUGAAUCCAGUGUAAAACAUGUUUCCAUAUUAGACAUUGCAAAAGAAAAGCAUAGACCAAGAUAAAUAAAACAAGAAAAAUAAAAAUAAAAAAGCUAACCUUCAUUCUGCAUUUAAGAAUUCCCCUGUUGUAUUCCUGAAGGUGGGUUUUUCUGAAAUUUCCCUGCUCCCCAUUUCUUAUAGCAAACUGUAUUCCAUCCCAAUCAUAUAGUACAGCUUGUUUAACCGAUCCCCAGUUGAUGGGCAUCCCCACAAUUCCCAAUUCUUUGCCACUUUAAAAAAAAAAAAAAAAAAAGCUGCUAUAAACAUUGUUGUACAAGUAGGCCCAUUACCCGUUUCUUCGAGCUUGGGAUACAGACCCAAUGGUGAUAUUAAAGUCCCAUCCAGCAAUCAAAUCCUAAAUCCCUUAAUUAGAACAUUGCCUAAGUGAAAUUAAGUUGUAGUUAUUAGCCAGGCAACUAAUCUUAAACUUGCAUUUCUUCCCCAGACAAUUCACAAAAGGUACUUAUCAGAGGUUGUAUUUCUCAUUUUGAAACUAGUUGGUGCAUUGGGAGACAUUUUAUGUCUAGAUCCCCUCAUUUACCUUUAUCCCAGUUAUAUCUUGGAGCUCCUUAUCAUCUAUAGCUCGUCUUUACCACAGCUGCCCCAUAAAGAAGCUUAAUCAAACAUUUAUUAGGCACCUAUUUAUGGCAGGCUCCACCGCAAAGCAAGACAGAUAGAAAAAGGCAAAAGGAAGUCUCUUACAAUCUAACAGGGAAAAGAAGAUGCAGAUAUGUUCAAAGUGACCACGAUAAUAAGAAACAAAGCAAAACACUGCAAUUAAGAGGGGUUAGGGAAGGAAGGCUUUCUGAAGAAGGAUGCCCUAUGAGAUCUGACCCAGAUGGAGGCCAGGGCUUCUGCUCAGAUCAUGUGGACUGCAGAUGAGAUUGCCCAUCUGUGCUACACGCACUACAGCACCAGGCUGCCCAAGCAAGGGAAGCCAGAGCCCGAUCGAGAAUGGACCUUGCUGGCAGCUGUGGUGAAGGUGAAUUCUACAGCCGGAGGCUCUGGUGACCCCAGGGACAAAUCCUCCCAAGUAACUAAGGAAGUUGUCUCCAUGGGAACAGGAACGAAAUGCAUUGGCCUGUCCAAAAUGAGAAAAAGUGGAGACAUCCUUAAUGACAGUCAUGCUGAGGUCAUAGCCAAGAGGAGUUUCCAGAGGUACCUAUUCCAUCAGCUCAGGACUGCAGCCAGCCUGCCCCAGAACAGCAUCUUUAUGCCGGGAACCAAGACAGGAAUGUGGAAGCUCAAACCAGACUUGCAUUUUGUGUUUUUUUCUAGCCACACUCCCUGUGGGGAUGCCUCCAUCAUCCCGAUGCUGGAGGGUGAAGAUCAGCCUUGCUCUCCAGUCUGUAGUGAUGGAGCAACCAGCCAGUCGGCGGAGGCCAUUAGUGACCCUGUGGUGCUAGAAAAUAAAAGGAAAGGGGAAGAAAUCCCAGCACACCUUAUAACUAAGAGGAUGAAAACAGAGAACAGGGAUCUCUCCACAGACAUCCUCAGUGAGAUAGCCAUACAUUAUUCUACUGGGAAGGAAGAGAGCUUACAAAUACCGGCAGAUGCCAGCAACUCCAGCUCUCCAGCAAAUGGAUCAGCAGCAGGACCAGCAGCUACUAAGGGGACUGUCCCAGUUGGUGCUAAAGUAGUGGAUAUUUAUAGAACUGGAGCAAAAUGUGUGCCAGGGGAAGCUGGAGAUACUCAGAAGCCUGGUGUCGAAUAUCACCAGGUGGGAUUACUCCGAAUAAAGCCAGGCCGCGGAGACCGAACCUCUUCUAUGUCCUGUAGUGAUAAGCUGGCAAGGUGGAAUGUGCUUGGGUGCCAAGGUGCCCUGCUGAUGCACUUCCUGGAAGAGCCGGUCUACCUGACAGCCCUGGUCAUUGGAAAAUGCCCUUACAGUCCUGAGGCCAUGAAGAGGGCCCUGAUUGACAGGUGUCAGCAUGUGUCGAGCUUGCCCAGAGGUUUCCAAGUCCAAGAGUUAAAAAUGCUUCAGUCAGAUUUGCUGUUUGAACACAGCCACCAUGCGGUUCAAGCAAAGAGAGCUAACUGCCCAGGGAAAAUUGUUCCUUGUGGGGCUGCCAUAAGUUGGAGUGCAGUCCCAGAGCAGCCUCUCGAUGUGACCUGCAAUGGAUUCAGGCAGGGAGCUACAAAGAAGAGCGUCGGAAGUCCACAGGCCAGAUCCAAAGUCUGUAAGGUGGAACUCUUCAACAUGUUCCAGAGUCUGGUAAGCAGUAUUUCUGAGAACAAGCAACCCGAAUCUCUCAGGGUCAAGAAGCUUGAAACAUACUGGGAAUACAAAGUGGCAGCAACCAGCUACCAAGAAGCCUGGAAGACACUUCAGAAGCAGGCAUUUGGCUCCUGGAUCAGAAAUUCACCAGAUUACCAACAGUUUAAAUGAGAAGACAAAAUCUGCACAAACCCAUUAAAGACAGUAUGCUUUCCAACCUUUGUCCCAUACGUAUUGGACAAAUCUCAGCUUUUCUGUUAGUUAAGGAAAAGCAAACCAAAGGAUCUUAAAAUGCCUAUGCAGGUGUUCAUUCUGGAACAGAGAGGCAAUUAGUAAAUGGCAUCUUGAUGUGAUUUGUUUUUUCAAAUGCUGUCUGAUGUCUCACAUUGUGAUAGGGACAGUACACCCCUCCUCACCCUCUUCACCCCAAUUUAAAUGACUACUGAUAUGUGGGUUCCAUCUGUUUGAUGACCAGGGACUCUUGGUAAACCUCACCCCACCAGAUAGUAUAUUUCUUCCAACAUAUCUGUAAAUGGUUAACUGUUUUAAAAUUGCCUUUUCCAAAAAGAUCAUCUUCCAAUUAUCCUGGUGCCUAAGGAACUAAAUACUGAGUUCCUUACACUCAUGGAGGGGGUAGGUUUAAUGCUGCUUCACUUCUUGAUGUUCUGCGUUCCAUUAGAUUCUAAACCUACUCCUUGGAAAAAGCGAAAGCAAUGUUUCAAAGUUUUGCUUUGAUUUAAAGCAUUAUAUUUUACAUUAUAUUUUAAUGUAUUCUUUGUGUGGCCCUUGGGCAUAAAUUGUAAACGGGAAUUGUAUAUAACUAUAUUAAGUGCUUCAUUUUGGAGUAGCAGUGCCAAGCAUUAGCUAAUAGUCUGGGAAAGAGAAAGGCUUAUGUGGAGGGAAAUGAUCAAUCCUUGGCACAGACUGCCCUGGCACGGUGGCCUGAUUUGGUCAUGUCUGUUUCUAUAGUUGCCUCUUCUCAGGCCCAAGGUCCAAUAUGUGGUUGAAAAACAGUGUGCUAAACAAACUAGUCAAAGGUUUCUAGUCGUUACAUCAAUUUCCUCUCUGACUGUAGUGAGACAAUUUGAAACACUGCGGGGAUUUCAAGUUACUGCCCUUUCUUGGUCCCGUCUUCUGCCUCUUCUAACAGAGAUGUUCCUCUUCCAGAAAAGAAAUGUAUGGUUAUUAAAUGGAAGGAAAACACAUUCUUCCAACAUCGACAUGAAGUAACUUUCCGGGUUCCCCAAACCCUUUAUAUUCUCAUAAGUCCCUAAUGGGAACUUAGUAAGUCUGGCACAGAGCAUUUUUCUUCAGCCACCUACCUGAAAUAAUGAAUCUAAAACUUUUGGUUGUGAUAAAUCUUAAAUACCAAUCUGUGCCAAAUGACCUACAAAAAGAAAUCCAGACUGGGCAUAUCCUGAAUUUUACAUUACAAAUUUUGUCUUGUGGAAGUAUAUAAUCUGCAAAAAAAAAUAACGUAAGCAUAACUGGAGAUUUCAGAUUCCAUAGCCUUCACUUGAAACAGCAUUCUUGACCGUUUUCCCUUUUUAUCUCCUAGACCCUUUUCUCUACAUUAUUUUUUUGUCUGUUUUGACCUGUCAUCUCUGUAUUUAAAUGAUGCAAAUCUACACAUACAGCCUUAAUCUCACAUCUGAGUUGCAGUCUUAGAUCUCCAUUUACCUGCUGGGCAUUUACCCCUAUCAGUAUGUUCAAAAAUGAUUUCAUCUUUUCCCCAAAACCUACCCCUCCUCCAAACUUGCCAUUUCUGUUGAAGAUAGCACUUAGUUCCAAAAACAUAGGACUCACUUUCAGUUCUCCACUCUCCCUUACUCCCUUUAAUUGCAAAGUCUUCACUUCCACAAUAUCAUCUCUUUGCACUGCAAGGACUCAUUACCCUCAGCUUUUGCCUGAAUUAAACUGACUACUUCAUGACCGAUUUUCUUGUUUCUGUUCUCAUCUGUCACCUACUCCCCCAUAGCACUGCUGAGUGAAUAUUCAAGCCCAGUUCUGCCCAUGUCAAUUCUCCUACUCCAGCUUCAGUGAAUAAAACACAAACCCCUGACAGUUAAAGCCCAUUGCAAUCUGGCUCCAGCCCAUCUUUCCAGGCUAAUUACUCAUUUUCCUUCUGCCCUCUACCCUUCAGCAAAACUGACUUAUGACUGUUCCAUCUUCCAUCAUUUUCCCUUGCCAUCAGUAAUUUCCCACUUCAUAUCUAUCUCUUUCUCUCUCUUGCAGACCACACUGCUACCUACUUCACAAAACCUUUCCUGACUCCCCUGGUUCUUGUGCCCCAUUCCACCCCUACCAAAAUUGCUGUAUUUCUGUUGUAUUUAUCUUAUAUUUACAUGUGAAUUUGGAUCUCCUCAGUAGAACAUUAAGCUGUUUAAGCUCAAGGGCUAUCUUGUCUUUGUAUCCACAUUGUCUAGCACAGUGCCCGACACACAGUGGGCACACAAAUGCCCCUACCUAGAUUGGCCAAAUUCUAUGAAAAGAAACUUCUUCCAAGAAAACAUCUGGACACUAAGGGAAUUGUUCUCAUAUUUGGGGGUGACAAAUGUGUGGCAAAGUCAUAUUUUCCUAAUGAUGUUAAUGUGCUAGAUUUUUUUUAAUGAACAAAACUGCUUUUCAGUCUCUAAAAUUCAGGAAAGUGGCUUGGCACACUGGUGGGCUCUCCCAUUGAGGGAAUACACAGCCAGAAAGAUACUCCAGCUUGGGACUAGCUGCCAGGGUCAGGUCCUACCCACAUGUCUCUGAACUGGCUCCCAAAAUAGGGGAAACACCCAGUGGAAACAGUGAUGGUGCCUUUGCUACAGCAGCCUACAGACAGCACAGAAAAACGAAAAGCUUCUCCAUACUCAGCAGUACUACUCUGGGAGAGGAACAAAGACUCACCAUGCUAGUGACAGUGAUCUAAAGCACCAGCCAAGAUUAACCAACACUUUUCAUUCCCCACCUUCUAUCCCUAUCCAACAAAACUCUCUCAGUGCAGGCCCGCUUUGGAGAGGAAGUACAAGUAUCUGGGCCCCAGAUAUUCCUGCACACAUGGGAAUAUUUCUAGGAAACUGGAGUCUUGUUAGAGUGGGCAGAUGCUGAAGAAAAUAUGGCCUCACAGAUGCUCAUUCUUGUUUUCAGGCAGUGACUGUUGACUGGACAGACUGUUUGCUGUCUUCACAACUUUUGCCUCUUGCCAACACAACAUUUGCCACUCCCAUCUGCAGUCUAUACACUUCUGACCUCUCUCCGUCAGUCUAACUCUUACCUCACUCUGCUUUUGUCCUUUCUUUACAUCCAACUCCAUUUUCCCUUUUGUGGAUCUCCUUCACCCGCUGCUCACGUGCCUUCGAGCCACAAUCAGAGUGGAGGAAGAGCUGGGCCCCUGCUGGGCAAUGUAGCUCCAGGUACCUUUGGUGAGGCAAUGCCAUGCUUCCAAGCCUCAAGUCCUGCUGCUUCCAAGCUGCUAUGGCUCCUGCUCACCAUUAUUUUCUCUGACAAGUGCCAGCAGCAGAGCCUGUCAUUCACCACCUCUGAGUACCAAGACUUUAAUUGCAGAAAAAGGGGUUUGAUUUGUUUUAAGGUAAGUCAGAAUUAUUGCUUUUUAAAUUUACAUGUUUAAAAUGAUUUGAUGUCAGAAAUAUGAAAAAACAACCAAUUCCUCUGAAUUUAGAACUUGCUGUCCUAGGUUUUCAGAGCUCUGGUUAAUGGAUGCAAUAGCCCGAUUCUCAUCCUGCAUCUAUAAGCAACAGUUCACCUCAAAGGGUUAAGUGAGGAGGAGGCAGAACUCAACAUCAGAAAUGUAUAAAUAAACCCGUCCUCCCACUCUCCUCUUGGAUGCCUCUGCCUCCUCAGAAUAGCCUGGGUUGGGGCUUUUUGCUUCCUUAGGAAACAAAGAUGAGAGGGAAAAUCGGAUGGAGGAGGAGAAAAGUCUUAGAACAUCAUCUGUCUGACAAAUCCUGCUGUGGUCGGCUUUCCAAUUCCCAUCAAGUCCAUCUUACCUUGAAUGCUCUCAUCAUCUAGCUAUGAUCUGCUGUGGUGGCUGCUAUCAAAUUACAACCAAACUGAUUUCACUCUUAAUUUAAAUAUCAGAGAUCCCAAAAAAGGAUCCCAGAGGUGGCAGGAUGAUUUAGAAGGAAGACCAGAGAACUCAAAGUCAUGUGAGACCUAGGUAGGUUCAAGCAAGGGACUUCUAUUUAAUAAGCAUUUAUUGAGUACUAUUUACAAAACACCAAGGACAGAAAGCCAAAAUCUGCCUUAAAGGGAGAUGGAGAAGGGUGGUCCUUGUAUGAAUCUGAACCUGUGAAAACAUCUUGAAAAAUUGAAAGUGAUAUAAUGUAGGCCAUAUGCCUACCAGCAUUAAAGUACCAAUGUCAGUGAUUAAUGGUAUAUUUUGAGAUAUUUACACACAAAACUCUUUGUUGGUUUCAUUUAUACUCUUAAAUCAUGAGGCUAUUUUAGUUGAAUUUUGUUUAGUGGCUCAUUCACCCUUCAUUUCAUCUGUUGGUCAUUGUGCUCAUUCAGAAUAUUUCC